AUGAUCGUCGCCACCGACUACUUUACUAAAUGGAUCGAGGCAGAAGCUCUAUCCUCUAUUAAAGAAGCCGAUGUGGAGCGAUUCAUCUGGAGAAACAUCAUCUGCCGGUUUGGCUGCCCACAAUCGCUGGCCACUGACAACAGCUCACAAUCCAUUGGCAGGCAGAUCACCACAAAUCAGUCGCCCAUAAGCAGCGCCCUAAGGGAGACGCAGGGCGACGACCCAAAGCGUCCUUCGGGAGACGCAGCCCGUAAGAAGCGUCCUAAGGGAGACGCAGGGUGCGCCAGGAAUUUCUUAAAAGAAGGUCUCCAUGCCUUCUGCGGGAAGUAUCCAGGUUCCUAUCCGUUUCCUAAGGGAGGCAGGAUAGACACGCAGUUGCCCAUAAGCAGCGUCCUAAGGGAGACGCAGGGCGACGACCAAAGCGUCCUUCGGGAGACGCAGCCCGUAAAAAGCGUCCUAAGGGAGACGCAGGGUGCGCCAGGAAUUUCUUAA
Molecule: messenger RNA, 492 nt
Organism: Prunus armeniaca (apricot)
Lineage: Eukaryota; Viridiplantae; Streptophyta; Magnoliopsida; Rosales; Rosaceae
Source: the annotation of a GenBank genome assembly